AUGGUUAGGAUGAGCGAUGGUGCCGCUGUAAAAUAUGCUAACGAAUUCUUUUGUCAACGCUCUGGCACGUUUGUUCGCCCCGUCGUUGGUCGAAUAAAGAGAUCCCUUCGACAAUGGUUCAAUUUUAUGACGGUCACAACGGGUCGACGAUCUGGAAAUGAAACCGGGCUAACUAAAAUCGUUCACCAGUUCCUCUUACCAUUAUAA
Nezara viridula (southern green stink bug) is the source of this 207-nucleotide messenger RNA. The record is from the annotation of a GenBank genome assembly. Lineage: Eukaryota; Metazoa; Arthropoda; Insecta; Hemiptera; Pentatomidae.